AUGUCUUCCUUGGCAUCUAAUUCCCAAACUGUAGCUCUUGAGCAAGAGCAACGUCCUUCUAAGAUGCCAAAAAUUGAAUCAAUUGACAUUUCUACUCUACAACAUGAUCUAGGGUUACGUCCUCAAAUGUGGGAAUAUCUUGUUAAUCAACAGGAUGAAAUUAGACGUGCUUAUCUUAAAGCUGGUCGAUAUAGAUUCAUUCCUUCUAAUAGUUAUGAAUAUCCAUUUUCGGGCAAUGAAAAAAAUCGCCGAAGAUUUCAAUCAUCUUGGCAUACAAUGUUUGAUUGGUUAGAAUUUUCUCCUGAAAAAGAUGCUACUUACUGUUUACCCUGCUAUAUUUUCUGUAAAAGGUCAACGAGACGAUUUGGAGCUCAUGCAUUUACUAUUGAAGGAUUUCGUAAUUGGAAGAAAGUUAAUGAUGGUGUGCAUUGUGUUUUUUUGGGUCAUAUGGGAAAUGGGUCAUGUUCACCUCAUAAUAAUGCUGUUAAAGGUCAUGAUGAAGGUCCCGAUUCAAAAGAUCGUGAUAAUUUUCUUGAGUUGAUAAAAUUUAUGUCCGCUUACAACGAGGAUGUUGCUAAGGUUGUUUUGGAAAAUGCUCCAGGAAAUGCAAAAUUCACAUCAUGUUCAAAAAGAUAUUUUACAUGUCUUUGCAAAAAGGAUAGUUUCAUACGAGAACGCUUCUUUGAUAUUGUCUCUGUUAAAGAUACAACGAAAUCGACUUUAAAAGAUAGCAUAUCUUAUGUUCUUUCUGAAAAUCGUCUUGAUAUUCAAAGUAUUCGUGGACAAGGGUAUGAUGGUGCUAGUAAUAUGCUUGGUGAAUGGAAAGAGUUGCUGACAUUAUUUCAUAAUGACUGUCCUUGUGCAUACUAUGUUCAUUGUUUUGCACAUCGAUUACAAUUUGCAUUAGUUGCUGCAUAUCGAGAGGUUGUUUCUAUUCAUGAGUUCUUCUCAAAUUUGAAUUUCAUUAUCAAUGUGGUUGGUGCUUCAUGUAAACAUCAUGAUCAACUGCAAGAUGCUCAUGAAACAGAUAUUGCACAUUUGAUAGCUAUUGAUGAACUUGAAACUAGAAAAUGA
Molecule: messenger RNA, 1074 nt
Organism: Corylus avellana
Lineage: Eukaryota; Viridiplantae; Streptophyta; Magnoliopsida; Fagales; Betulaceae
Source: RefSeq, a predicted model, not a curated record